Molecule: messenger RNA, 1041 nt
Organism: Epithele typhae
Lineage: Eukaryota; Fungi; Basidiomycota; Agaricomycetes; Polyporales; Epitheliaceae
Exons: 4
Coding region: 1-1041 (346 amino acids)
Source: RefSeq, a predicted model, not a curated record
AUGAGCUUGGGGGAAGAGCUCGAGCAGAUCGAGAUGUCCGCGACCACAUCAUCCUCGUCUCACUUGAUAUCCAUACUAACCGGCUACUCGUCCGGACCCACUCCCCCUCACAUCCUGCGAUCCCACAUCGCCUUCAUCACCACCUUCUUUGAUUUGGCUCGCCCCGCAAAGGUACCUGGCGUCAAACCAUACGAUAAGAAGACAUAUGACAAAAAGGCUGGCGUGUGGCAUAGCACCUCCUUCAUCCUGGCCACCGGGAAUGAGACGACUGGUCGGGUGGAAGCCAAGGUCAUCGCCCUGACGGGCCGCAGAACUCGCCAUGAGAUCAGUGCGCUUCUCUCUCGCGACGUCUCCCAGCGCGCAGACGCCUCCCGUACCUUUCCCGGUCCCUUUGAGGGCUGUGUGGACGACGGCUAUGAAGUCAUGUAUGAUGUCUUGUUCGGGAUACAGAAAUUUCGCUGUCACGUACGAGACGUUGUGAACGUGACCCAGUUCUUCAUCGGUUGCACUCCGGCCCCAUUCCAUCGCACGCUUCUCUUGGCCUUCAUUGCCCAUCGCUGUUGUGUCAAGCUUGCCUUCCGUAUCGAGAACGGUAGAAACAUGUGGGACCUUCUCGACGACAACGAUGAACGACAACAUCCCAUAGCUUUCAUCCACAACGAGAUGAUGAAGGCCACCGACACCCUGUUCAUCCCGACUGACACGUUCAUUCCCAUACCACGCGUCCUCCAAUCAGACCUCGAAGGCGGAGGACUCUACAAGGAUCCGUCUCGUCCAGCCGCCCCGGGCUACGACUCCUAUCUGGUCACGAGAGAGAACGCUGCGAGCUGGGCCCAGUUGCUUUGGAAAUCCGUCAACACCAUGGAGACAGUUUUGAAGGCAGUCAAGGAGAAAACCGUCACUAUAAAAUAUUCCUGGAUUUCGAGCGUGCAAUGCAGCGUCAAGAAAAAAUUGGAUGACACGCGCAAUGUAAGGUGUUCUCAGCUGGAGCCAUCAUCCGUGGAGGAACAAGAAACCAGCGAAUGCCGGUCAGAUAUCUGA